AUGCAAUUGCUGUUGCUUACAAGGGGUCAAGUUGUGUUAAGGCUAGCCAAGUUACAGCAGCAGACGAAAUAUAAGACAGUGACAGAUAACAAAGAGUUACAGCAGCAGACGAGAUAUAAGUUACAGCAGCAGACGAGAUAUAAGUUACAGCAGCAGUCGAGAUAUAAGUUACAGCAGCAGACGAAGUAUAAGUUACAGCAGCAGACGAGAUAUAAGUUACAGCAGCAGUCGAGAUAUAAGUUACAGCAGCAGACGAGAUAUAAGUUACAGCAGCAGUCGAGAUAUAAGUUACAGCAGUCGAGAUAUAAGUUAAGCAGAGACGAGAUAAGUUACAGCAGCAGACGAGAAUAUAAGUUACAGCAGCAGACGAGAUAUAAGUUACAGCAGCAGACCCAAUAUAAGUUACAGCAGCAGACGAAAUAUAAGAUGACAGACAAUACAAAGAGUUACAGCAGACGAGAUAGAAGUCACAGCAGCAGACGAGAUAGAAGUCACAGCAGCAGACGAGAUAGAAGUUACAGCAGCAGACGAAAUAUAAGACAGUGA
Homarus americanus (American lobster) is the source of this 546-nucleotide messenger RNA. RefSeq lists its product as uncharacterized. The record is from RefSeq and is a predicted model, not a curated record. The coding region runs from base 1 to 546 and encodes 181 amino acids. Lineage: Eukaryota; Metazoa; Arthropoda; Malacostraca; Decapoda; Nephropidae. The transcript has a single exon.